Gekko japonicus is the source of this 2347-nucleotide messenger RNA. It is a transcript of the gene CNOT11, whose product is annotated as CCR4-NOT transcription complex subunit 11. Gene Ontology annotation, biological process: negative regulation of translation; mRNA catabolic process. Bases 174 to 1694 code for a protein of 506 amino acids. Gene Ontology annotation, cellular component: CCR4-NOT complex. The record is from RefSeq and is a predicted model, not a curated record. The transcript has 7 exons. Lineage: Eukaryota; Metazoa; Chordata; Lepidosauria; Squamata; Gekkonidae.
AGCGGGAGGAAGAGGCUGGCGCGCGCAUGCGCACGCGGGCAACAAGUUAUCAAAGCAUGCGCGGAAGGAUGAAGUAAUAAGGCGGCAUCAGUGGCGGCCGUAGAAGUAGCGGCGGCAAUUGAGCAGGUGCUCGCGCGGACGCGCAAGUGAGGCAGCGGGCGGGGAAGCGCUGGAUGCCCGGGGGUGGGGCUAACAUCCGCUCCGAGGCUGGCAGUGCAGCGGAGAGCGCGAGUUCGAUUCCCGGCGCUGCCGGCUGUAGCAGUAGCCCCACUAGAAGCGAGGCGGUGCCGCCGCCGCCGAAGAUGAGCCUUUCCCCGAAGGAGCUGUCGAGCCUGCUGAGCAUCGUGUCGGAGGAGGCCGGAGGCAGCACCUUCGAGGGCCUCUCCACCGCCUUCCACCACUACUUCGGCAAGGCCGAGCACUUCCGCGUGGGCUCCGUCUUGGUGCUGCUCCUCCAGCAGCCCGACCUCUUGCCCAGCCCCCCGCAGCGCCUCACCGCCCUCUACCUGCUGUGGGAGAUGUACCGCACCGAGCCCCUGGCCGCCAACCCUUUCGCCGCCAUCUUCGCCCACCUCCUCAACCCGGCGCCCCCCGAGCGCGCCUCCUCGAACUCCGGCCCUGGCCCGGCCGGCGGAGGGGGAGGAGGAGACGACAGCGAGAGGCCCCCGCUCUCAGGUUUCCUGCCACCUAUAACACCACCAGAAAAGUUCUUCCUUUCUCAGCUGAUGUUGGCCCCACCUAGAGAGCUCUUUAAAAAGACUCCUCGACAGAUUGCCUCAAUGGAUGUAGGGAAUAUGGGCCAUUCAGUGGAUAUAAGUGGUCUUCAGCUAGCUUUAGCAGAGCGUCAGUCUGAACUGCCGACACAGAGUAAAGCAAGUUUCCCAAGUAUUCUAAGUGACCCUGAUCCGGAUUCUUCCAAUUCUGGUUUUGACAGCUCUGUUGCCUCCCAGAUCACUGAAGCUCUAGUGAGUGGACCAAAACCACCUAUUGAAAGUCACUUUCGGCCUGAAUUUAUCCGGCCACCACCUCCACUCCAUAUUUGUGAGGAUGAACUGGCUUGGCUCAACCCCAUAGAGCCAGAUCAUGCAAUUCAGUGGGACAAAUCAAUGUGUGUGAAAAACAGUGCUGGAGUAGAGAUCAAGCGCAUCAUGGCCAAAGCUUUCAAAAGCCCUUUGUCAUCACCACAGCAAACACAGCUCCUUGGGGAGUUGGAGAAAGACCCCAAACUUGUUUACCAUAUUGGCCUCACUCCUGCCAAGCUGCCUGACUUAGUGGAAAACAAUCCUUUAGUUGCUAUAGAAAUGCUGCUUAAACUAAUGCAGUCAAGUCAGAUAACAGAAUAUUUCUCUGUAUUGGUCAACAUGGACAUGUCUCUCCAUUCAAUGGAAGUUGUAAACCGGCUUACAACAGCAGUUGAUCUUCCUCCAGAAUUUAUUCACCUUUAUAUCUCCAAUUGUAUUUCUACUUGUGAGCAAAUUAAGGACAAGUACAUGCAGAACCGGUUGGUACGUCUUGUUUGUGUCUUUCUACAAUCCUUGAUCCGGAAUAAAAUCAUUAAUGUACAGGACUUAUUUAUAGAGGUACAGGCCUUCUGUAUUGAAUUCAGUCGGAUAAGAGAAGCAGCUGGCCUUUUCCGAUUGCUCAAGACACUUGACACUGGUGAAAACCCUUCAGAGACAAAGACUUCAAAAUAAGACUUAAAUGGGAACAUUACUUUGGAUUAGGGCUCUGUUUGACUUUUGUAUAGUUGAUUUUGUUAUUGCUUGCAAUUAAGAUGCUAUUUGUGCUGUAUUAAAUACUGCUUUUUCUGGUGGAUAAGGUGUCUGAGUCUGGCACUGUAAUGCAAGCUUCUGCUUGACAUUGCCUAUGGUUGAGGUAGUUUGCAUGGAACUUGUGUGGGGAUACUACCUCGUCGGGAGUUAUACAAACUGCAUUUUUGGGGAGAAGUUGUUACUGUGGGAAGUAUUUCUUACAUCUGAAAUCCAAGCCUAUGAAGUAUUUAAGGUACAGGCUUUGUACUAUUUACCCUGUUCUGUUGAUUUGCAUGCGAAGAGCUGAAGUUGCCAUUGUCUGCUGAGAGGUCAAAUGUUCCUGAGUUGCUGAAGCACUUCCUGCACAGUAUUCCAAUGUAAAAUCCUCUGAAUGUAGCAUAGGUGUGUGGAGGGUAGACUAUGGCUGAAGAAAACUAAUUUUAUAAAACGAUUAAACAGUUUUAAUGUCUCAUUGCUCCUUCUACAGACAAUCUUCCGAAGGGGUGAUCAAGCAGUAGUUUAAAAACUUGGAAAGCUGGGCUGAAGAAGUGAUACGUGAUCAGCCCCCGUCUCCUAGCCUUUUGUGCGAGCAUUCA